Molecule: messenger RNA, 1006 nt
Organism: Paramormyrops kingsleyae
Lineage: Eukaryota; Metazoa; Chordata; Actinopteri; Osteoglossiformes; Mormyridae
Source: RefSeq, a predicted model, not a curated record
AUGGGCUGGUAUAUAUUUGUGGGUCUUCAUCUUCUCUUUCCGACAGUGACCAUAAAGGAGCAAUUUUUACCUGUAUACUUGGGAGACACCAUAGUGCUCACCUGCUCAGAGGGAGGCAACGUCAAAUGGUAUUUCAAUAAUACUGUAGUCCCAGAUCAAACACAACAAAACUAUAUCUUCACCAUAAAAUCUACUAGUGCACAAGGCCAAUAUGUGUGUGAGGGGCGUGGAAGUAAGAGUGAUGCAUAUAAUCUCAAAAUCGAAGAUUCCUUUCCUCCAGAGAUCCUAGUCACACAGUCUGGACAUUCAGUGGUCUAUAAAGAUGACUCUGUUCUUCUAGCCCUUUACGUGGACGAUUGUCUGAAUUGGACGUGUUAUGUGUAUAAAAAGCAGCGCUUUUACCAUGUAAAAAUAAAAGAUUACCCAAAAACUGGGCCUUUAGAAUUCUGGACGUCCUCUGUGGAGAAGACCUCAGAACCAUAUAUUUAUUGGUGUAAAAAGAAGAACACAAACAUGAGAAGCAGCACUGUUGUUCUCGCAGUAACCGAUCGAUGGAUACAACUAGUGCCUAACCCUGCUCUGCCGGAACUGGGAAAACAAUUAGAACUGGAAUGCAUUGUUCGUGGUGCACCAAAUAUAAUAAAUGUCAUUUUCUAUAAAGACGGUAAAGCAUUGCUGACUGCCCAAAAUAAUGUGAAAUACUUGAUUGAGAAUAUGUCAAAGACCGACGAAGGAAACUACGAAUGUGAAGCUACCUACACAUUCCAAGCGAGUAGCAGCAAUAGCGAGUUCACUGUCAAAUCUGAGCCUCAGAAAGUCAUUGGCAUAGGUAAACAGCUGUGUGAGUGUUGCAGUGUGAAUGUGUGUCUGCAUGUUCUGUAUUAUUUACAGUACCAGUCAGAAGUUUGGAUACACCAAACUGCAUGUCGCAUCACAUGAUCUGGCCACCUGACCUACUGUAAACUUAGCAGAAAUGAUUUUGGAGGAGUUUGACCAGAGAGUGAAG